Penicillium verhagenii is the source of this 1140-nucleotide messenger RNA. RefSeq lists its product as uncharacterized. The transcript is spliced from 3 exons. Gene Ontology annotation, biological process: ubiquitin-dependent protein catabolic process. Gene Ontology annotation, cellular component: proteasome regulatory particle, lid subcomplex; nucleus; cytoplasm. Lineage: Eukaryota; Fungi; Ascomycota; Eurotiomycetes; Eurotiales; Aspergillaceae. Gene Ontology annotation, molecular function: proteasome binding; ubiquitin binding; endopeptidase activator activity. The coding region runs from base 1 to 1140 and encodes 379 amino acids. The record is from RefSeq and is a predicted model, not a curated record.
AUGUCGAUAGCUCCCAUCAUUACCUUCAAAGCAGGUAUCUGUGAUCUGGAUAGCUCCACAACCCCUGCUACUGUGAAACCUAAGCCUACCCCGGGCUAUAUCUAUCUCUACUCCGAAGAAGACUUGGUGCACUUCUGCUGGCGGCCUCGCAGCUCGCCCAUUAACGAGCCCGAUGUCGACCUGGUCAUGAUCCCUACAGAUGGAAGCUUUACGCCCUACACAAAGGACUUGACAAAUGGCCGAGUCUUUGUUUUGAAGUUCUCAUCUAGCUCCCAGAGGUAUCUAUUCUGGUUGCAGUCUCAAUCCCAACAUGAGAAUGGCGACGCGAGCUGGUUCAGCCCCCGAGAUCUGAAGCUUGGAGAGAUUGUCGAUGUCUUGUUGCAGGGCGAGGAAGUUGACGUGGAACAUGAGAUUGCCAACCUCCCCCAAAGACCAUCUGGCGGUGAUGAUGAUGAGACCAUGGAGGAUGUGGAGACAGACCAUGAUGCAAGCCAUCACGGCGCAGGCAGUGGUGGUGCUGGCGCAGACGCCACUGGAGGGGAUAUUCGCGAGGAAGGCCAGGAGUCGCGUGAAGGUGGCGCUGAUGGUGGACGAGCAGCAAAUGACGCUUCCGAUCCAUCCUCAGUUGUCCAGGGUUUCUUGCGGUCUCUAGGUGGUCAAAGCCAGUCUCAAUCGCCGGGACCCGAGCGACCUGCUACAACCCUUCAGGACCUCUUGCCACCCCCCACCACCCUGCCAUUCAUUGAAACCGCCGACGAGUCUACUGCCGAUCAUCUCCUAAGCUUCUUACCACCAGCAUUACUUCUACUUGCCCAAGGCAAUGCGGAAGCCUCGGAGGCGGACACGGACCCAGAGUUGGCCCAAGCGGCUCUUCUUUCUCUCGACCUCAGUCAAAAGAAAGACAUUCUUCGCAAGGUGCUCAGAUCUCCGCAGUUCACCCAAAGCUUAGCUAGCCUUACUGUUGCUCUCCGCGACGGUGGACUUCCUAGUAUCAGUGAAGCCCUGCAGAUUCCAGUGGCCAAUGGAGGAUUUAUGCGUCGGGGCGGUGUACCCGUGGGUGGGGCUCAAGCAGUGGAGGCAUUCUUAGAUGGCGUUCGGCAACAUGUCAAGAAGGAUGAUUCGAAGAUGGAAACGGAUUGA